GUCCUCCCAGCACUCUCCCUGUGACUCUUCCCCAUCGAAGCAAUUUCUCUUGCCAAUGCUCGCAGUGUCCCUGGUGGGUUUGUGUGAUGGACAGCCGCGGGCGCUGACACCCCUGGCGACUGAAGCGCCGGGCGAGGCAUUGAGCCUAGACUUUAAAGGGAGGGCGGCUCGGACCACGAGCGCGCGGGGGUCGAGGAGUUCGUAUUGGAGGCAGCCUGAGCCCAGCGGGGUAGGGCUUUGGGAGAAGGAACUGCCUCUGGGGAAUCUUUGAGGUGACUUUUCAUUAUUUUUUUUUUGUCCUCCUCGCCUUCCCUUUGCACUUCCCCUCCCUGCAUCCCAGUUCUUCCUGGAGAUGAAAAAGCGGGACAGUCUCUGAGUCCUUGCAGUUUUGACCCAACGGGUCGCAUUUCUUUGGACAUUUUUUUUAAUUUUAAUUUUUUUUGCUUGUGGCUUUUUUUUUUUCCUCCGACUUCCGACACGUACAGAAGGCAGGCUCAGGCUGGAGACAUCGCAAAGCAAACACCAAGACUGAAGGAGGGACAGCCUGCUCCCCUGGGCUGCAGCUGGCUCCUGGGGCCCUCUCAGGAGAGGAGGCCAUUCCCCCGGGGCUCCGGCUCAGCACCCAAAGGAGGCCGAGGCAGAGCGCCGCGCUCGUAGCAGCCGCAAACUUUUGCACCUGCGCCCCGAGCGCCUCCCCAGCAUGUAAAGCCUUUUCUGCAUCCCCAGCUGUCGCGAGCACCGCCGCCGACUCCCGGGGACACGCGGCCACCCCUCAGGUUAGGCUCUGGGCGGCUGGAGCAGGGAUGAUGAUCUGGGACUGGAUGCUUCGCCCCCGCUGCUGCUGGCCCUCCCUGCUGCUGCACUGUGCGCUGCACCCGCUCUGGGGUUUCAUUCAGAUCACUCAAGGUGAACUCCAGAAGUCAUGUUCUAAGACCAUUGCAGAAAAAGGUACCGAUAGCUGCCAGCAGAUCUGUCAGUGUAGACGACCUCCUCCACUACCACCACCUCCACCUCCUCCUCCACCUCCCAGGCUGCUCUCUCUCACACCUCCCAAUUCUACCUCUUGCCCUGCUGAAGAAACCUGGUGGUCAGGCUUGGUCAUCAUCAUCGCAGUAUGCUGUGCCACACUCGUGUUUCUGGUUGUCAUUGUCAUCAUUUGUUACAAAGCCAUAAAAAGGAAACCACUAAGAAAAGAGGAGAAUGGAACGAGUGGAACUGAGUAUGCAAUGACCUCCUCUCAAAACAACAAAACCUUGGAUGUAAAUAACGCAGUUGUGUAAUCCCUGCCAACUCCCAGACAGCCUGGCUGGAGUGAAGUCUCGUCAAAGCACACAGGGGUACAGGAAGAAGGGAGGGAGCACAGAUACAACAGGUGACAGCUUGAUGGGCCCAGGACUUAAUUUCCCAAUUCUUGCACACCUCAAGCAUUCAAAGAGAGAAACCCGACUGCUUUUCAGGACUUUGCUGAGCAUCUGAUGAAAAGGAUUUUGUCUGCCAGCCAGAGGCAGCUCAGAGAGGAGAAUUUAGAGUUGGAAAAGACCUUAGAGAUCAUCUAGUCCAACCCCCCUCAUUUUACAGAGGAGGAAAUUGAAGGUAGGGGCAGUUAAGUGACUUGCCCAAGGUCACAGAUCUAAGAAGGAGCAGCAGCAUUGGAAUUUGAACCCAGAUUCUUUUACUCCAGACACACUGCUUUUUCCUUCUCUGCUCAGAAUGAGGCAUGAUGACCACAUGCGACAUCUAUUGAGGAGGAAAAUGUCAGCAUGCCCAGAGCUUCGCUCUUGGCAUGAGUGCUGGUCUCAUUUUUGAUUGAUCCACAGUUCACAAAAGCUUCAGACAAAAGAGGACUUACUGGGUUUGGGGAUUUGGAAUGGGGAUUUUAUCUAUCCUACAUAUCUUUGCUGGUUAUAUCCCUCUGGCAAGUCAGCAGCACCCUCAACUUCCACUUAACUCUUUAAACACAUCCAUGAAUGUGUACUACUUGCCCCCAUCCUGCAUGCCCUCACAAGCAAGGCCGGGAAACCUAUCAGCAGUCUGGUGACUAUGCAAUUUCCAAUGACCCAAGGCUCCUCCAAUCAGGACAGGGUUCCUUCAAAUGUUGGUAUGACUGUGAGAAUUUUCAUUUUUUAAAAAGGUGCUUUCAACACAUUCCUCUUCAAGAGCCUCUAUCCUUUGUUUGGGUUUCUGUCUUACCUUCUUUCUUCCUGUCCCACAAAUACUUGAGUUCAUUGUUCCUCCAUGGCUCUCUAAGUUCAUACUUUAGGGAUCCAGAGCACAGCUAGUUCUUUAUAAAAAUGCCUGAUGAAGGAGGAAAAAAAGAACAAGAAGCUUGUUUACACUGGUGUGGGAUAAAGAGCUCUCUUCAUGGUCUUAGAUAAGGAAAGGAUGAGCCAGACCAGAAACCAAAGUUCCCUUUCCAUCCUUUGGAUGAGCUGAUGAAUAGAGGAAGGUUCCUUUUCCCCACCCAGUUGACAUUGUUGUUGUUGUUUUAUCCUUUGCAUAUUUUCUCAACUCACCAAGAGCUGAAUAGACCUAGCCUGUAGUAAGUGUUCAUGGGAACAACAGGCAAAUGAUCAUGAGCUCAGCUCUCUGCCUGGCUGCUUUUGGAGGUUGCCUAUUGUGCCAAAUUCUGCAUGGGAACUUUUUGUCAUACUUAUGGUGGCAUAGACCGCACUUUCCAUAAAGCCGCCAAACCUAUUUCACUGAGUACCUAAGGUACCAAGGUUCUAAGGUAUUGAGUCACCCACUCUCUAAAAGACAAACAACUAGACCUUUUCCCCAUUACUAGAGGUCUUCAUAUGGAAGCUGGGUGACCACUUGAGGAUGUUGUUGGGGAGACUUGUGAUUUAGCUAUGGGUUGAAGCAGAUGAUCUCUAAACCCUGUCUAACUCCAGGAGUCCAGGAUUGUGAGACUGACCACCUUGUCUUGUCUUCCUCCCCCAGAAAGCUGGGCAUUUCUGUUUCCAUACUUUGGUCUCAAGCCAACCAUAGCAACCCCAUUACUGAAAAUAAUUGUCCAUUGGAAUUAACAUAUGUCAGUAAACUAAGAUACAUUGCUAUACAUUCUAUUUCACAUUACGUAAUGUGUUCAUUUAAAUUUGCUGCCCAUUAGAUUAUAAGUUCUUUAGGGCAAGAGACUUCCACAUGGAGCUGAGAGUCAAAAAAUCUUUCAUUCAAUUAACAUUUAUUCAUCAGUCUUGGGUUGUUUUUUAAGCAUUUAAAGAAUUUCCUUCAGCACCCACCACCAUACCCUUCAUAUGGUGGGCAUCGACUAAUAUGAAACCAAUCAUCUUAAUGUGUAUUCAAGGUAAUCAUGACAGGGUUAGAAUUUAGCCAUGUUCACCCAAAUUAAACGUCACUCCAAUUCCUUCUGAUUGGGAGCCUCUAUCCUUCUGAAUAAUCUUUUCACUCUUAAAUACUCCAGGUUCUUAUAUGAUCAGACCCACACUUAUGAAAAAAAAAUGACAUUUUUGUAUCUAAGUAGUACUGACUGUUAAUUAAUACCGAUCACCAUUUGGACUGGCCUUUCCAAAGUAUAACAUGCUCCUCUGAAUGAAAUCAUCAUAUUUCUUUCAGAAGUUUCCUGUAAGGAUAAAAAAAGACAAGUUUUAUAGGGAGGGGGGCAAGAGGCCUCUCAUCUGAAGCAUGUGUUAUCAGCCUUAUAACACAAUAAAUUAUGGCUCGUGAGACUAGAGAAAGUGGAUGGAAGCGUCAAACAGAAUCUAAACUUUGGAUUACCUCCUAUUACAUUCAGUUAUGGUUCUAUAUUAACUUUUCCCCUUAAUAUGGCACAGUUUAAGUGAGCACAGUCUCCUCUAAUUCACCAAGAGCCAUCAAAUAGACCUCAUUUUGAAGCCCAAAUAAUAAAUGAAGCCAACUGAUUAUGAGACACUUCCCAUUCCCAUCUACCCAGUUAAGAUCUAUUUUCUGGAGUGUCCGAAUGGAAGAAGAGGCAAGGGAUUAUAAGGAGAGAAGACUGAACUUGGAGUCAGAAAGCCUGGGUUUUCUCUAUUUACUUUCUGCAUGAUCUUGGGCAAGUCAUCUAAUAUUCCUGGGCCUCAGUUCCCUCAUCUGUAGAAUGAAAGUGUUUGAUUGAAUGCCAUCUUUAGAGUUGUAAUCUAUGAAUAUAAUUUUCAAAUAGAAAGGGACUUUAGAGGCCAAAUGCCAGUCAUGUCCCCACUUCACAAAGGAGAAAACUCCUUUAUGAGUUAAGCCUGGGAAAGAUGAUUUGCCCAAAGUUACGUUGAGAGUAAGUGGCAGAGCUGGGAUUUAAAGCCAGGCCCUCUGACUCUGAAUCCAGUGAUCUUUACCAGGCAUUCGAAUGUUGGCCAUUCAUCUGAGACUGAGGUUUUAUGCAGCAAACCCAUAGUGAUUCCACUCUGCAUAAAAUCCUAGUACUUUGUCUAAAUGAAAAACAAUAAUAAAACACUGCACCAAGAGUCAGAAGACAUGGGGUCCAGUCCGGGUUUUGCCAGCUCCAUGACUUUAGGCAAAUGACUUACCCUCAGUUUUUUCACCUCAAAAUUUGGAUCAUCUCUCCUCUCCAUUCUAAUAUUCAGUGAGCUACUGAUCUGUGAGCUCUCAAAUCAUUUAAGGAAAUUACUGUCCCAGUACUGUAUAACAAUUAGAGCUUUCCAAAGAUCCUGGUCUUCAUCUUGGACUGCUUUAGGAAGUAAUGAGUUCCUCAUCCCUGGAAAUCUUUUCAUGGGAGAGGCUGUAGGUGUAAGAGGGGGUUUGGUUCUCAUUCCAGGCUGGGUUAAAACUUGAUAACCCCUGAAGUCCCUUCCAAGCCUGAGACUGUGAUAGCUCUGGUGACUCCAUUUUUUGAACGCUAAAUGUGCAUCAUGUGAUCUGAGAAAGGCUAUUCCUUAAGCAAAGCCUUGUUGAAAGUGUGUUUUUCCCAAAAUGCACUUGCUUUAUGAGCAGAAGGUAAAGCCUCUGUCUCAAAAUGGGUUGGUAGUCUCAUUUGUCUACCCAGUGCUCUCAGUGGCAAAGGUCAGUUUGAGAGCAAGAACUUGAGAAAAGGCUGGAAAGACCUGAGAACGCAGAUUAUUAUAUUUGAAAGGGCUCCAGACGUCAUUUAACACCUUCAUUUUACAGAUGAAGAAAUGAAGGUCCAGAGAAGAGAAUCAGUGCCCAAGGUUGCAGGUCAAAUGUCAAGUGUCUAAGCCAGCCCACAGAAUCAACGGAGCAGGGAUUUUGUAAUCUACCACGCUAUCAUGUGGGAAACAGUGUUCUAGGACUUGGUUAGGGCCAUGCCGAUUUCUUUUAAAACUAAACCAUAAGACUUCAAAGAUUCUUUGUUAAGAAUUGAGAUGGCCUAUUUGACCUUAGGCAAAUCACUUUUCUGGAGAUCAUUUCUUACUUUUCAAAAAGAAAAGUUUAUUAGACUAGAUGCCCUUCCGUCUCUGACAGUCAUUGGUUCAUUUAAUAAAAAGCAAAUAAACAUCUCAGUUUUGUUUUUGUUUUUUUAAGUCACUUCAGACAAGACCUUUGAAGCAGGAGCUGGUUGUUCAGAAAGAUUUCUUGUAGCCUGAUAGGGGAAGAAAAAGGGAGGGAGUUCCAAUUGCUUUUUCCCUAAUUAAAUGACAUCAUAUCACUUUUUAAGCAUACAGAAAAUCCAACCUGACUUUGAUCUUUUCUAGCUAAGAAUUUAUUUUUUUUAGGAAUGUAUCUGCAGUCCCAAAACAGAAAUAGAGACAGAUUCUCAGAAUAUUUUAUGAGCUCUGAGAUCCAGAAUGACAUAGGACUUUUCUUUUUUACAUUUUAUUAAAUAGGUAUUUUCCAAAGGUGUCAUAACUGAGACUUAACUUUCGAAUUUAAUAGACAAACGGAAUUGUCAGAGCUUUCCAGCCCUUUCUUAGGAGCUGCAGAAGCAAACUUUGAAGGGAAGACCUCAAACAAGUUUAAAAGCAUAGAAAUAUAUAUUAUAUACAUAGUUAUAUAUUUAAAGAGAGAUAAACCAUAUAUAUAUAAUUACAGUAUUCCCUGCAUAUAUACAAAGUAUAUCAUUUCAAUUGCAAAGGUAGUGUGUUAGAUUUAAUGCAUGAAUGUAAAUAUCCUGAAAUCUGCCUUCUUAACCGUGUGCCACAUGUACAGAGGAAAAUGACUAUUGUUUCUAGAGAAUCUGUAUCAAAGGUAUCCUACGGAGAAACAUAAAAUCAAUGUUGUCAUGUCCUCCAAUAAGCCAUUAAUGUAUAUUUAGUCUCUAAGGAUGCACAAUAAAUAUGCCUUGUAGCAUUUGGAAAUUGUGCGGUACACCACUUCGGGGAGGAGGAGGGAAUCACUAAUUUUUUUUUUCAAUAAAAACGUACUUAUAAGAA
Molecule: messenger RNA, 6320 nt
Organism: Monodelphis domestica (gray short-tailed opossum)
Lineage: Eukaryota; Metazoa; Chordata; Mammalia; Didelphimorphia; Didelphidae
Gene: PRIMA1
Product: proline rich membrane anchor 1
Source: RefSeq, a predicted model, not a curated record